Molecule: messenger RNA, 5152 nt
Organism: Tachyglossus aculeatus (Australian echidna)
Lineage: Eukaryota; Metazoa; Chordata; Mammalia; Monotremata; Tachyglossidae
Product: maestro heat-like repeat family member 5
Cellular component (GO): cytoplasm
Source: RefSeq, a predicted model, not a curated record
AUGUCAACAUCAAAAGUGAACUGCAUCGUCUCCUGGAGAAUUUUUUCUGCGAGUGAGACCUCCAGGAUGCGGCGCUGCCUGGAAUGGGCCCGAAAGGCUCAUUCCACAAAACUUUUCGCCCGCACCUCCCGGGUCGCUCCAGCCACCGAGGACACAGAGUUCAGGGAGGAAGUGAUGAACAACGAGCGGUGUUUUGAUCACGAGCUCGAGCUCAGUGAGCUCUACGGAUCCCAGUCCCACGGCGAUCUGGUGGUAAGAGCCAACACUCCCUUGGCCUGGAGCUGCAACCUGACCAGGGUGGGGCAGGCAAUGCGGAUACUCUCCAUCCUGCUUCAGGUGAACAGAGCCUUAGAAAAUCAGGUGGCCGACUUGGCAAGGAGCGUGUUUGAGCACCACAUCUCCUCCGGCUCCCAGGCUAGGAAGACCGUCUUCAAGGAAGCCCUGGCCCUGCUGGCUUGUCACUACACUCGGGAGACAGUGCAGGUCUUCCUCGAGUACUCAAUACCUCUGAACGGGCAGAUCCUUGAGGUUUGGAAAUCUUUCGGGGCGGAUGCUUCCAUCGCCUCCCGCAUGCUGCGGGAACUGCUCCGUAGGGUGUUGGUACGACCCCUACCUGAGGAGAGCAACAGGACCGAAUGGGACAGGCACACCCGAGACUCCAUCGCGGCUGUGAACACGCUAUAUGAGCUUCUCUUUGCUGUGGAGUACUCGGUGGCUGUGGCUCAACUCCUCCCGAUCUUCCUGACCUUCAUCAUCCAAAUCCAGUAUGUCCUGGAGGUGGGCCUGGUUGGGGAGCGGGUGCUCUUGGCCGUGGAGCCCACCGUCCCCUCCGCCCUCAGUCCCUGGAGGGCGGCCCUGGAGGCCCUGAGGGGGCUUCUGUCCACCAGAGGAUGUUGGCAGAGCUUCAUAUCCAUGGAGUUGCAGGAUGGCUGGCACCUCUUCUCAUCCCUCAACACCUUCCAGACGGCCGUGACCCUUCUGGCCAGGACCCUGGUCCAGAGAAGGUGCCCGAUGGUGGCCGAACUCCUGCAAAUGGUGGCCAGCUUCUUGAAGGAGAAAGGCUCUCAGGGCCGGAGUGUAGCCAUGGGGCUGCUGGCCGAGUUGAUCUGGACCUUCGGCAUGAAGACUGUCCUGGAUCCCAAGGUCGUGCGGUUCCUCCUCCGGGACGGCCUAAAGGACCCCGACCCCGUGAUGCGGGCCAUCAGCCUACAGGCCCUCACCAGCCUGCCCCUCAACCACGACAAGCGCCCAGUGCUCCUUGCUCAGCUCCCCUUCCUCCUGGUGGGCAUCACCCGGAAGGACCAGGAGGGGCCCCUAGCGGCCAUGGACGCGGCGACUCUCACCGCCCGCAGCCUAGGUAGUAGGGGACUCGGCCACCUCCGUAAAGACAUCGUCCUAAUGCUGAACCCGUUCUUUGACGACGAGAGAUCCCAAGUGCGGGUGGCAGCCCUGGAGCUGCUGGCAGCCGUGGCCGGCGGCUGUGUGACAGAUCCCAAAUCCCAUCUCCGUCAGAGGCUGAUCCGCUGCCUCCUCCCCGUCCUCUUCCACCUGAAGAACGAGCACCCGACAAUGGCCAAAAAAGCCAGAUAUACAUUCUUCUGGCUGGCCCAGAAUAUCGGCUGGAGGCACUCCAGAGUCGUCGGGUGGAUGUUGAGGUGGGAAGGGAGGGCGAGCACGGCCUACAGUACCAUCUGGAUGGCCUCGAUGAAGAGCUUUGGGGACUUCCAUCCCAUUUUCUUGUCCCAAUCUCUGGCCUAUACCAACUGCAUCCAACCAGAUGUCAAAUUUGCGGCCCUUGUCUUCCUCGAAAUUGAAGCUCUGAAAAACGACUCCUCGACCAGCAUCCGCAGAUUCCUGAACACGUACGAACGGAGACUGAAAGAGAACGAUGAACUGUUCUUCUUCUGAGGGCCCCCACCCCGAGGGAGAAAAGAAACUUAGGAGUAGGAGGGCUUCAAGCUCUCCAUAGCAGGUGAUACCAGCUGUGGCCCAGCGAGGAGUGGAGCGGGGAUCGCAGUGGCUCAGGGAGUUCUGCACCCAAAUUGGAGGGUCGUAGCAGUGCACGUCCCAGCGCUAGUUCCAGCGCCACCCACUACUCCCGGCCCAGGAAGCGGCCCUAUGACAUGGUGACCAGAGGGGAGACACAGGAAGAUGGGCCGCCUAGAUAAAUGGUCAAGAGGCCUGGAAGGUGACAUCUGGAGCUGGUGAGGAUGACCAAGCUGGGUCGCUGGGCUUCCUUCGUAACAUGGUUUGUAAGGGGGUUCUGGUGUUACAGGUCAUCAGAUUUGGUCGGGCUCCCCCAGCCCGUGGCCAUGCCAAUGUGUGUGCCAGUGACCGUGCCACCGGCCCCUCCCCAGUCCAUAAAGCGACCCCAUUCCCCUGUGGCUCCUGAAAAGGGGGAGGAGGAUGGUCACCAUCAAUGAAAUGGAAGAGUAGCGACAUGGAGGGUCCUGCCACUGGUCAGGUGACGGCAGCCGGAGAAGAGGCCCACGGCAGCGGCGUCUGCCUCAUCAGCACCACCCAGAGCCACGCUACCCCGCACAGACACGGCCGACCCUACCCAGAUACAUCUCGCUGUAAUGAAACAGGAUAGGAAAUAGAGCUUACCCCCGGGGCCAGCGACGAUAUUGCCCAGUGAUUCCCCAAAGCAGACUGGCGGGGGGAGACCACGCUGGCCGGCCCAAUACCACCACCGGCCCGGUGGCACCAUCACCGUGCCACCCUCCCCUACACCAUCUCUGGGCACCCGGCAACGACCACAUACCACCCUGCUGACUCCUCCGCUGAACAGCCGACACCGUGAUCGUGCCACCCUUCUUGAUACCACUUCCAGGCUGCCAGCCCCAUCUUCGUGACUCCUCCCCGCCACCCACUUUGUGUCUCUGGCACCGUCAUCAUGUCAUCCUUCUCGACACCAAUUCCGGGCCACGGGACCAUCACGGUGUCACCCUCACUGACACCGCCUCUGGGUCACCGACAUUUCCACCGUGCCACCUUCUGUCGGUACCACUACCGGACUGCUGACAUUGUGAUCCUGCCAUCUUGUCAGAUACCUCCUCUGGGCAGCCGGUAAUGUCACUGUGUCAGCCUCAAUGACACCUCUGGGUCGCCGGAACAGUCAUCGUGCCAUCCUACCUGACACCACCUCUGGGUCACUGGCAUUGUCACCGUACCACCUUCCACCAUCACCACCGGCCUGACAUCUGUGGCACUAUCCCAGCUCCAGCCUCCCCAACGCCUCCCAGUCACCGUGCCUCCCUCCCUGACAGCGGCCCCAUCACUGUGCCACCGUGCCACCUUCCUUGACGCCUCCUCUGAGCAACCAAGAUCGUCAUAGUAUCACCCUUCUCGACACCACCUGAGGCUGUGGAUACUAUCAUCGAUACACCUUCCCUGCAUCGAUGCAUUGAUACUUCGAUACACAGCUCCUCUGGGACCCCGGCACCAUCAUCGUUCCACCUUCCCUGCAUUGCCCCUGGGUCACUGGCAAUGUCAUCAUGACACCCACCCCUGACACUAUCACCAGGCCAUUGACACUGUCAUCGUGCCACCUUCCCUGAAACCUUUUAUAGUCAGCCGGGCCUGUCAACAACGAUCCUCCCUGACAACUCCUCGGAGCCACGGACAAAGUCAAUCGGUAACCUUUCCACACAUGUCCUCUGGGCCGCUGUCACUGUCAUCGUGCCACUCUACCCGACACCUCAUGUGCAGCCGACAUCCUCAUAGUGUCACCUUUCUCGACACCACCUCUGGGCCACCGGCACUGUCAUUGUGAUACCAUCUGGGAAAGAAGGUACCAUCAUUGUGUCACCCUCCCUGAUCCCUCCUCUGGGCAACUGGCAUCGUCAUUGUGCCAUUCUUCUAGCCACUACCUCCAGGCCACCAGCACUGUCAUUGCGCCACUUUCCCUGACAGCUCCUAUGGGCCACCGACACCAUCAUGGUGCCACCCUGACGGACACCUCCUAUAGGCAGUUGGCACAGUCACUGUGCCCCCCUACAUGAAGCUUCUGGGCCAUUGGCACAGUCAUUUUGCCACCCUUCUUGAAACAACUUCCGGGCCGUUGGCAUUGUUAUCGUGCCAACCUCUCUGACACCACCUCUGGGUCACCAUGCCACCCUUCGCUGACACCACAACCAGGCUACUAGCACUGUCAUCGUACCUGCCCCCCCCCACCGACAACUCCUCAGGGCAGCUGGCCCUGUCACGGUGCCACCUUCCUGAUGCCUCCUCCAGGUUACUGGUACAGUCUCCAUGUUACCCUCCCUGACACUCCUCUGGGUUGCCCCAAGAUUCAGCAAACCAGCCGCCUCAAUGCCUCUUCUGGGCCAGCUGGGCCACCUGCUAUGACACCUCCACUAGGCCACCGCAUCCUGUCAUCCCAACUCCUCAGCCCUGUCACCUCUGCCUCCCACACCGACACCACUGGGCCUCUAGCUCCACUGGCCUUACCUCCUCUGCUGGGACACCACACGAGCCGCCUGGGCAUCUCAGCUGGGCCAACACACCAGCCGACCUGACACCUCCUCCUGGGCCACUGCUGUCAAUCAAACCCGACACCUCCAGGGCCACCAACACCACCACUGGGCCACCAGAACAGCAAUCCUGACCCUUCCUGCUGAGCCACUACCGCCUCCCACCCUGACUCCUCUGGGCCACCGCACCUGCCACCCCAAAACCUCAGGUGGGCCACCACUGCUACCCACCUGGACACCACAGGCCGGCCUCCACACCAGCCGACGAACAUUUCCGCUGGGCCAGUGGUGCCAUCUGAUCCCACACUCCUGACAGACUACCGCGUCCACCCCCCGGACACCUCUUCUGGGCCACUGCACCGACAGCCAUGAUGCUUCCACUGGGUCACCCCCACCAUCUGCCCUGACACCUCCGCUGGGUUACCACCAUCACCCAUCCUGACAUCUCCACCAGGAAAACAACAUCUGCCCUGCCAACACCUCUGCCAGGCCACUGCACAAGCCACCCCAAGACCCUGAAUUUGGCAUUGAGUUUGGCCGAUUCAGAAGGGUCCAGUGAUUUUCACAGUUGUAAUAACUACCCGACAAACCACAGGUCAUCUGUCACCUUUUCUCAUCUCACCAUCUCCUCUUGAAUGUCCAGGUUUAGUCAUGGAUGCCUAUUACAGAGAAAAACU